AAUACGUGCCACGUUGGAGCACUAAACUUGCCUUAUCUUUAAAUGGGCACCAUAUGUGACCAGCUUUAAUAGAGUUAAUUAUUAACGUAAUCUAAUAAGCUAACAAUAUGUCUAACGUGCUUUACAUAUUCCUAUUGGUUGCCCUAGCAGGCAUAUUUGUAAAUUGUGAAGAUGGAGAACUUAAAAUUGAAGUAUUACAUGCAAUCGAGAAAUGUGACAGAAAAACGAAAAAACAUGAUCUUGUGACGAUGCACUAUGCAGGAUUCCUCGAGAAUGGCACACAGUUUGAUAGCAGCAUGGAGAGGAAUCAGCCGUUCCAGUUCCAGUUAGGUAUAGGACAGGUCAUCAAGGGUUGGGAAGAUGGACUCCUCGACAUGUGCCCAGGAGAAAAACGAAAACUUACUAUACCACCAAACCUUGCCUACGGUGAUAAGGGUGCAGGUGAUGCUAUUCCACCAGGCGCCACCUUGGUGUUUGAUGUAGAACUUGUCCACACCGCUGACGGUCCAGUACCACCAAAUGUUUUCAAACAGAUUGAUAAAGAUGAAGAUCAGGUCCUUACUCAUGACGAGGUUUCUGCCUAUUUGAUCGAGCAAGCCAAGGAGCACGGGCAAAAUUCUGAUCCCGAUUCCGAGGAUCAUAAAAACAUCGUUCAGACGAUAUUUGAUCACGAAGAUAAAGACAAAGAUGGAGUUAUCUCCCAUAACGAGUUUAGCGGUCCGAAACAUGAUGAAUUGUAAUAGUGAAAACGUAUAGUGCUUAUUUAAAAUUUAUGUUUUUAGAUAAUUUAUGCCUUUUUAUCUGCAUCAAUCAUCGGCAAAUUCGGCUGCGGAUCUUGUGUAAUUUUUAAUUGUGAAACAUGAUUAAGAAUGUCUUACACAAAAUUAUAAAUGAUUACCUUCCUUCACAUAAAAUAUGUAUUAUACUUUUUUUAUCUGACAACCAAAGAUUUUUGUCUCGAAAACUAAGGCAUCUUAAUAUAAACAUGUAAAGAGUUGCAUGCAGCUUCGAAAGAUUGCUCGAAGAUUCGAAGAUAAUGAAUUCAUUACUUUAAGUCUGACGAAACACUGUCUGCUUUUACUCGUUUCUUCUUCAUUUCAAAAUAAAGUUUUGCUGUUUCAUGAACGAUUUUAUGAUUAUAACUAUAUGUAAAAUAAAUUAUUUCUGUAAAUAGUUUUCGUUGAUAUUUAAACGUGCAAAUGUAUGCUCAAAAACUGUAUUGUCAAAAUUUGUUUAUCAAUUUACUGUAAAUCAAAAGCUAUUGCACAACUAGGGAAUUUUUUUCGAGUUUGACAGUACCAGCAAUAAAUAAUAUUGUCAUUUUUUGACAAGCCAUUAAAAUAAAUGAUAAAUCAAAUAGUGUCGUAAAUGCAACAAAACAUUUGAGUCAAAUGACAUCACCGCUUUGAUGAUAAAGAAGAUAUGCAAUGUCUUAUAUAAUAAAACAAUCAAAAGUGUCCGGCGUCAGUGUUUCAUGAAGUGUUUUUGUUUCUUUCAAUCACACGGUGGUCAAUGGUCACACCCCUCUGUUCAAGCAAUCUUCAAUAGAUCGCAUAGAAUAACCACAUAUAUGCUGGAAAAAUUGUCGUCUGCUCAUUUUUUUUAUUUCUUUCUUUUUAAUUUUCAUCGAUUUUUUUUUUGAAAUAAAGAUAAUGUCAACUCUCAAACAGCUUGGUACUUGCCUGAGGUUGUGGUUCUUGGCGGGUAUAUUGUUGGCGUGUAUUUUAAAGAUUCUUGGUGUUAGUACAAUUAAGGAUCGCACUCAGUCGGCUAAUUGAUAAAACAUUGCCAUAAAUGAAUGAUUGUGUUAUGCUUGUUUUGUACAGUUAUUUUAUAUAUGUUUUUUUGUAUUUUGUUCCAAGUGCGAGUGUGAAACCUAGUCAAUUACACAAACAUUAGAAACUUGUGUAUGUACAAAUUUGUCACAUUGAUAAUAUUACACAUUGAUAGUAAACAGAUAUUUUCGAAAUAAAAAUAACUCCAUUGAAAUGUG
This is a messenger RNA of Ruditapes philippinarum (Manila clam), 1993 nucleotides long. Its product is annotated as FK506-binding protein 2-like. Bases 108 to 740 code for a protein of 210 amino acids. The record is from RefSeq and is a predicted model, not a curated record. The transcript has 4 exons. Gene Ontology annotation, molecular function: peptidyl-prolyl cis-trans isomerase activity; calcium ion binding. Lineage: Eukaryota; Metazoa; Mollusca; Bivalvia; Venerida; Veneridae.